Molecule: messenger RNA, 1597 nt
Organism: Puccinia graminis f. sp. tritici CRL 75-36-700-3
Lineage: Eukaryota; Fungi; Basidiomycota; Pucciniomycetes; Pucciniales; Pucciniaceae
Exons: 16
Coding region: 1-1503 (500 amino acids)
Biological process (GO): transmembrane transport
Molecular function (GO): oligopeptide transmembrane transporter activity
Source: RefSeq, a predicted model, not a curated record
AUGCCAGCCCUACAAGGCGUCAGCUUCCCCUGCCUCGUCCUUCCCGCUAGCACGUUGAUUACCAGCUUGUUUGGGGGUGUUGCUCCGUUCGAAGGUCUGGGAUUCUUCGAGCUGUCUUUCGAUUGGAAUAUAGUUGGAGCUGGCAGCCCAUUAGCCACACCCCUGUUUGCUCAGGCGCUUCAACUGCUGUCGGUCAUCAUCACAGCCCUCAUAUUUUGGCCUGCUUAUAGCUUUUCGUGGUUUGGCUUUGGCCAAGAGGAAGAAUUCCCGUUCCUCUCAGUGUCGCUUUUCCAAGAAAACGGCACUCUGUAUCCUAUCAAGCAGGUCACUAAGAAUAUCACCAAGCUCGACCAAAAUCAAAUCAGCCUACCAAUCUACACGGCGACCAACGUUCUCACCCAGAUAUUUCAAUCACUCGCGGUCUCCUCAUCGAUCACACACAUUUUGCUCUGGCAAUGGCCUUUGAUACGCACAGCGUUCAAAAGUAGAACCACAAACGAUAAGGAAAAAGAUCCUCAUCGACUGUUGGUUCAAGCAUCUUACAGGGAUUUUCCAGUGUGGGCAUCACUCGCUUGCCUUGGCAGUGCGACAGUUUGGGCAUUCUUCCUAUGCUACAAAGAGGAUAUAAUAACACCGUUCAGCCUGCUGAUAUCAAUCGGUUUAUCGGGAAUUCUUACACUUUCGAUGGGAUUCAUAUGCGCUAUUUCAGGCUACACCUUACCACUGAAUGGGGUCUGCCAAAUGAUAGGAGGGUUAAUCUUUCGUGACAACGUGAUGGGUAACAUGUGGUUUUCCAAUUAUAGCUCUGCGCCUACUUCACAAGCCCUCAGCGCAAUGUCAGAAAUGAAGCUGGGGCAGUAUACUCACAUGCCUCCGAUCUCAGUGGCUACCGCUCAAGCAACUGGAAUGUUCGUUGGUGUGAUCGUCAAUUACUUUGUUCUUGAAGGCCUUCUCAGCAGUCAGAGGGAAGCUCUUCUACUACCGAACGGAGACGGCAUCUAUUCCGGUACAAUUGUUCAAAAUUAUGGCGCGAGUGCUAUUGCCUGGGGGAAAUUUUCACAUGACCUCUACACGUGGGGAGGGAGAUACGUCUCGGUUCCGUUAGCUCUGGGCUGUGGAUUGUGUCUACCUAUACCAUUUUACCUACUAUUCAAGCUAUGGCCUCAUCGAUAUAUCAAGGAUCUCAACAUUCCAAUUGUGAUGGGGUUUGUCGCCUUGGGCAGCUUAGGUGUAUCUGCUGGUCGGACGAUGAACAUUCUCGUCGGUUUGGCAUCCCAGCUGUGGGCUCGCAGAUAUUACCCAAAGUGGUUUUAUAAAUAUAAUUACGUUUUAUCAGCUGCCUUGGAUGGAGGAACGCAGAUAAUCAUACUCCUUCUGUCGCUGACCGUUCAGGGCGGUGUGGGACCACGAUUGAAGCUACAAAUUCCCACUUACUUUUUGAAUCCACCUCAUCCUCUGCCGCGAGAUUUCUGCUACUUGAAGAACAGCAAGGCCAAUUCCUGAAGGAUAGAAUAAAAUUGUAUCAUAACUCUUCUACUUUCUUCUUGCAUGUAUUGUUAUCUGAACUUGAAAAACUAAUUUCAAUUAAAUAUCAAAA